Molecule: messenger RNA, 3361 nt
Organism: Hyla sarda
Lineage: Eukaryota; Metazoa; Chordata; Amphibia; Anura; Hylidae
Exons: 21
Coding region: 90-3290 (1066 amino acids)
Biological process (GO): xenobiotic metabolic process
Cellular component (GO): cytoplasm; intracellular membrane-bounded organelle
Molecular function (GO): iron ion binding; heme binding; oxidoreductase activity, acting on paired donors, with incorporation or reduction of molecular oxygen, reduced flavin or flavoprotein as one donor, and incorporation of one atom of oxygen
Source: RefSeq, a predicted model, not a curated record
GGGAUAGGCUUUUUCCACUCUCCUGCAUAAAGCCUAUCCCAGUGAAACGCGUCGGAGGUGUGGUGUGGAGCUGGGGUUCCUCAGAAGACAUGUUGCCCCUUGAUCCAGUCACAGUUCUUUUAUUCAUCAUAACAUGUAUUUUCUUGGCAACUGUUUUAUUCAAAGAAAAGGAACAAGUUCAUGAGAAUUAUCCUCCUGGUCCAAAGCCAUGGCCGAUAAUUGGAAAUAUUUUCAACUUGAAUAUUAAAAAGCCUUACUUAUCAUUUCAAGAGCUUGCUAAGAAGUACGGCCCAGUGUUCAGUAUAAAGAUAGGAGGCCAGAAGAUGGUUGUGCUGAGUGGAUAUGACACCGUGAAAGAAGCUCUUGUCAACCACGCAGAGGAGUUAUCUGGCAGACCGAUCGUGCCUAUUUUCAUGGACUUUUUUAGAGGAUACGGUGUUAUCUUUUCUAAUGGACAUAACUGGAAAAACAUGAGACGUUUCACUCUUUCAGCACUACGUGAUUUAGGUAUGGGGAAAAGAUCCGUAGAAGACAAGAUUACUGAGGAAUCCAAUUGUUUAGUGGAGACAUUCAAAUCCUACAAAGGUGAACCCUUUGACAGCACCAUGGUAAUGAAUGCUGCUGUCUCUAAUAUCAUCAUAUCAUUAUUGCUUGGCCAUCGAUUUGAAUACGAUGAUCCAAAACUUCACAGGCUUUUGGUCAUAAUAAUGGAUACUGCUAGGAUUCUUGGUUCCCCCAUGGCCUUGUUGUACAAUGCAUUUCCAUCCCUGAUGCGAUGGAUUCCAGGAAGUCACCAAACUGUUCGAAAAACCACAGAUGAAUUACAUUUGUUUAUUAGAGAGGUCUUCACAAAGCAAAGGGAUGAACUGGACGUUAAUGAUCAGAGGAAUCUCAUAGAUUGUUUUCUGGUCAAACAGAAAGAGGAGAAACCAAGUCCUGAGCUAUAUUUUCAUGAUAAAAACCUAACCUCUCUAGUAGUGGACUUGUUCGCUGCAGGAAUGGAGACGACUUCUACCACGUUGAGAUGGGGCCUUCUAUUAAUGAUGAAGUAUCCUGAAGUUCAAAAAAAUGUUCAAAAAGAAAUUGAAAAAUUCAUUGGAACAGCCGAACCUCAGUUGGUGCACCGCCAACAAAUGCCAUACACGGACGCUGUUAUUCAUGAAACUCAGAGGUUCGCCAAUCUUGUGCCAACCAAUUUGCCACAUAUGACUACUCAAGGUGUCACCCUGAAGGGCUUCUUCAUACCAAAGGGGACUCAUAUAAUUCCAUCACUGACAUCUGUCCUACAAGACACCAAAUAUUUCAACAAACCUGACGAGUUUUACCCUCAACAUUUUCUAGACUCUGAUGGAAAUUUUGUCAAAAAUGAGGCCUUUAUGCCAUUUUCUGCAGGGAAGAGAAGUUGUGCUGGAGAGAACUUGGCUAAAAUUGAGCUUUUCCUCUUCUUCACAAAAUUGUUACAGAACUUCACAUUCAAGGCUCCUCCUGGGGUAAAGCUGGAUCUCACCGCUGCUGUUGGCUUCACCUCAACGCCAUUGAAGCAUGAAAUCUGUGCAAUUCCUCGCAAAUUAGCGCCUGGUGCUCCAAAUUAUGCGCUCUUUGAUAUUGCGCUCUUGAGAUUGUCCUCUUUGGGCAGCCCCGUUCCCGAAACCUACAGCAUGGAUGGGUAUAUCAUGGACUAUGAUCUAUUUUUGUGUGGAACUAUGAGAUAUAGCCAUGUUAGGAGGGCUAUACGAGCUGAGAGAAAAAAUAAGAUUUAUGUACCAGAAUUGGGACUUUAUGACUCAAAGAAAGAACUACAUACUACGGACAUGGCUUCAAUCGAUCCAUUUACCUUUGUUCUGUCCAUCGUUCUCCUGUUAUUGAUAAAUUUUUUCUAUCAAAGGAUAAAGCAAAAAGGUCGCAAAUUCCCUCCAGGCCCAUAUCCAUUGCCACUGGUUGGAAACAUAUUCAGCAUGAACAUGGCCAGACCAUAUAAAUCGUUUCAAAAGUUUGCUGAGCAAUAUGGCUCAGUGUUCAGCCUACGAAUAGGGACAGAGGAGAUGGUCAUCCUGAGUGGAUACGACACGGUUAAAGAUGCUCUCAUCAACCAUGCUGAAGAGUUUGCUGGAAGACCCUGUUGGCCUGUUUAUGAAGAAUUAAGAAAAGGCCAUGGUAUUAUCCUAGCUAAUGGCGAAAACUGGAAAGUGAUGAGGCGAUUUACUGUGUCAACACUGCGAGAUUUCGGAAUGGGAAAGAAGACGAUUGAAGAUAAGAUUAAUGAAGAAUGUGGUUACUUGAUAAAAAACAUCUGCUCCUACCAAGGAGAGGCAUUCCAGGAUGACAAGAUAAUAAAUGCCGCUGUGGCCAAUAUCAUUGUGUCCAUUAUUCUUGGCCAUCGGUUUGACUAUCAACAUCCAUCACUUCAGAGGCUUCUUCAGUUAACUGAUGAAAAUUUCAAAGUUGCAGGAAGCUCGAUGGUCUUUCUUUACAAUGCUUUCCCAUCCUUGGUACGUUGGCUUCCUGGAUGUCACAGGAGCAUUCACAAGAACGCAAAUGUACUCAACAAGUUUGUCACCGAGACCUUCACAAGCUACAAGAAACAACUAGAUGUCAACGACCAGAGGAAUCUCAUUGAGACCUUCCUGGUGAAACAACAAGAGGAGAAGCCUAGCCCUGACUUGUACUUUAACAAUGAAAACCUGACGCUACUUGUGACAGACUUAUUUAGUGCUGGGAUGGAGACAACCACUACCACGCUGAGAUGGGGCCUUUUGCUAAUGAUGAAAUACCCAGAGAUCCAAAAAAAUGUUCAAAAUGAGAUAGAAAAGGUUAUCGGGUCGGCUGUGCCUCUGGUUAAACAUCGUAAGGAAAUGCCCUAUACUGAUGCCGUCAUCCAUGAGAUCCAGAGGUUUGCAAACAUUCUCCCGGCUAACAUUCCACAUGCUACCACUCAAGACGUUGUUUUUAGAGGCUACUUCCUUCCAAAAGGGACACAUGUUAUUCCACUACUUACAUCAGUACUACAGGACAAGAAAUACUUUGAGAGACCAGAAGAAUUUUACCCACAACAUUUUUUGGAUACCAAAGGAAAUUUUGUAAAGAAUGAGGCAUUCAUACCAUUCUCACUUGGUAAAAGAAGUUGUGCUGGGGAGAGUCUGGCUAAAACAGAGCUCUUUCUGUUCUUCACGACCCUGCUACAAAAGUUCACGUUCAAAGCCCCUCCUGGUGAAAAGCUUCAGCUAAUCCCAGCGGUUGGGUUGACGACACCUCCAGUAAAUUACAGAAUUUGUGCUCUUCCCCGCAACUAAUUCACAACAAAAAGGUGUAAGGAUAAAAAUUCUGGAUGCGUCCCGAAUCUACUACCAGCAUCGAAACAAGA